Molecule: messenger RNA, 630 nt
Organism: Laetiporus sulphureus 93-53
Lineage: Eukaryota; Fungi; Basidiomycota; Agaricomycetes; Polyporales; Laetiporaceae
Exons: 2
Source: RefSeq, a predicted model, not a curated record
AUGCCGUUGGUUCUGCAGCCGCCACCCGAGCAGCCGCGAGAGAUUAACCAAGGUCGCUUUGCUAUCACCUAUAGCAAUCUGUCUAAUUCUCCUCUGCUGGAGCACGAGGAAUGGCUUCUAUCCACGUAUCUUCAAAUUGAACUGUACAAGAAUCAUCCGAUAUUCCACAUCAAAGAAUGUUCAACGAUACUCCUGGAGGACUUGACAGCAGCAUUGCUGGAGGUGGAGAAUUGGAAGACGCUCGAGUGGGAGAACCAGAGAAUCAUCGCAGUCCAGUCAAGCGAGCUUAGGAAUUUCAAGCAUUGGCUCGGACGAUUACUAUGCCGCCCAGGCUUCGAGUCGAUCCUCGAUCGAGACAUUCUGGAUUCCGAUGAGGGUGGUAAACGGGAGUGCGGGGACAUUGUCGACACAGAGACCAUCCAAUCAUUGCAAGGGCCGGAUGGUCGAAAUUUCCUCAAGGCAGGCAUUGAUGAGGGCCGAUAUGUUUUCGGUCUCUGUAUGGAUGGCUUCCAACCACAUGGGCGAGGUGGUCCACCUUGUUCGGUUGGCGCCAUAUACCUUGCUUGCAUGAAUCUCCCUCCCAACCUUCGGUAUAAAGCUGACAAUUUGUUCCUUGCUGGCAUCAUUCCC